This is a messenger RNA of Lycium barbarum (goji berry), 1727 nucleotides long. RefSeq lists its product as uncharacterized. Bases 588 to 980 code for a protein of 130 amino acids. The record is from RefSeq and is a predicted model, not a curated record. NCBI's taxonomy places the organism in Eukaryota, Viridiplantae, Streptophyta, Magnoliopsida, Solanales, Solanaceae. The transcript has 6 exons.
UUACUAUUGAAGUUGCAGAAAACAUCCCUGCAGUAUUUCAAAAGUGGCAAGAACAAUCUCCCCGUUUAGUUGGUGUGAAAGCACAAACGGCAGCAACCAAAAUUUUCCGUAAUCUUCCCAUUUUGUCCCUAUGUUCACCUUCAGCGAAGCUAAUCUUAAAAAACUGAAAUUUCUUCAUUCCGAACUAUGGAACCAUCUGCUUCUACCUGCAAUUGAGAAAAAUGUCAUGAGAAAUGUGCUGGGAUCCCGUUGUUACCUUGUUAUUAAUUUAUAUUUACUAGUACAGGAUUUACAAGUUAACUUGCUUAUGCUCAUUCUCCAAAACAAGUCAGCCCAUGGCAGAGCAGAAAGAAGAAACACAAGUCAAUCAAUCUUAUUCUUUUGUGGAAGUGAUUUGCAAAUGCACCGGCGAGACUUGGCAAUUUGCUGCUGGAACGGAGGAAAAACAGCCUAUGUUCCUCCGGCUUCAAAGGAGUAUGCAAGGAAGAAUUCACAAGCCCUCUCUACAUUGGAAAGAUAUUUCUUAAACUCAUGAUAAGAAGCCAAACGGCGUAAGAAGUAACACGAUAUGGCCAUGGCUGAAAAGAAUGCACUUUUGUUGCAAUGACGCCUCAAAAAAAGGGGAAGCAAAUUUUAGAGCAGUUAAUCCAAACUGGCAUGUACCACAAACUUCUAGCAAGAAGUUGGCUCCUGAAAUACCUACUCCUAAGUAUGUGGUUGUGGAUACAUGUGAAAGAGAUCAUUUGUGCACUUUUACUCAGCCACAUCACAUAUACAUGCUAGAGGAGCUCGGGAUGAGAUUGGAGAAUUUGUUGCCUAUGAUCUUGACAAUGAGGAUGAAGAUUGGCUUCGGCCUUCAAGAGUUCAACAGAGAAAGAAAGGUUCUUGCAGCUGAAAAAACUGAAAUUGAUUUCGCUGGGAACGGGGACAAAAUGCAUAGGGCGUUCGCGACGGAGUUCGAAAGGCGAUCUUGUGAAUGAUUCUCAUGCUAAAUUAUCACAAGAAGAGCUCUGCUAAGUAUUGGAAGGGGCUGAAAAUACAAAGGUGGUGGCAUUCCAGUUUUCCUUCUAAACAACUUCAAGAAAUGAACCUUGAUCCUCCUACCAGUCUACCCUUCACCUUUAGCAGAAACUGGUCUUCCAUUGUAUUCACAGGAAGUGAUAGACCUACCUUUUAAACUCUAUACAGCUUGUUUGGAUGAUUGUUAUAUAUCAUUUCAUAACGUAUCGUAUUGUGUUGAUAGAUUGUAAUGUUUCUUGUCGUUAUAAAAUGCCCACAUCAACAAUCUGAAGAAUAAGCUUAGAAUAUUAUAAAGAAAAGUAGGGUAUGAGGUAGAGUUAUUAUAAAAAAAAAUAGUGCAAAGGAUAAAAUAUGGUUAUUAAAUGAUAAGCAAAGGCAAAUGAGAAAGAAGUAAUGACGAAAUCACACCAAAUCGGUUAUAUAAAAAUAGAACUUUUCAUCUUUACAUAAUGAUGAAUUUAACGACAUGAUACAAUAAAAUUUAACAAUCAAAGCAAACAUUGUAUUUAAAGUAACAACACAAUACAAUACAAUACAAUAGGUAAAAGCCAUCCAAACAAGCAGAGGGAUGAUAUCUCUGUAGUGAAGAAAGACUACUCAAAUUUGGCAGCGGAAGUCUUUUUUUCUCUAAAUUUUACGAGUUUCAUGCCUACGCUAUAGUGCUAGUGUCUCUUUUUUGAGUGUUAUAUAUUUAGUGUAUCAAGGAU